Messenger RNA from Suncus etruscus (white-toothed pygmy shrew), 2047 nucleotides. It is a transcript of the gene SNX27, whose product is annotated as sorting nexin 27. NCBI's taxonomy places the organism in Eukaryota, Metazoa, Chordata, Mammalia, Eulipotyphla, Soricidae. Gene Ontology annotation, cellular component: early endosome. The record is from RefSeq and is a predicted model, not a curated record. The transcript is spliced from 12 exons. Bases 1 to 1620 code for a protein of 539 amino acids. Gene Ontology annotation, biological process: intracellular protein transport; signal transduction. Gene Ontology annotation, molecular function: protein binding; phosphatidylinositol-3-phosphate binding.
AUGGCGGACGAGGACGGGGACGGGCCGGGGCUGGGGCCGGGGCUGGGGCUGCCGGCGUCGGCGGGCUUGCCGCAGCGCAACGGGGGCGGGCUGGGCGCGGGCGUGGGGCCGGGCCCGCGCGUGGUGCGCAUCGUGAAGUCGGAGUCGGGCUACGGCUUCAACGUGCGCGGGCAGGUGAGCGAGGGCGGCCAGCUGCGCAGCAUCCACGGCGAGCUCUACGCGCCGCUGCAGCACGUCAGCGCCGUCCUGCCCCAAGGCGCCGCCGACCGCGCCGGGGUGCGCAAGGGCGACCGCAUCCUCGAGGUGAACGGUGUGAACGUCGAGGGGGCCACCCACAAGCAGGUGGUGGAUCUCAUCCGAGCAGGCGAGAAGGAACUGAUCCUGACGGUGUUGUCUGUGCCCCCCCACGAGGCAGAUAACCUCGACCCAAGCGACGACGCGCUGGGACAAUCACUGUACGAUUACACAGACAAGCAGGCGGUGCCCAUCUCGGUCCCCACGUACAAACAUGUGGAGCAGAACGGCGAGAAGUUUGUGGUGUACAACGUUUACAUGGCAGGCAGGCAGCUGUGUUCUAAACGGUACCGGGAAUUUGCCAUCCUUCACCAGAACCUGAAGAGAGAGUUUGCUAACUUUACAUUUCCCCGACUUCCAGGGAAAUGGCCCUUCUCUUUAUCAGAACAGCAGUUAGAUGCCCGGCGUCGGGGGUUGGAAGAAUAUCUAGAAAAAGUGUGCUCAAUACGAGUUAUUGGUGAGAGUGACAUCAUGCAGGAAUUCCUGUCGGAAUCAGAUGAGAACUACAAUGGUGUGUCCGACGUAGAGCUGCGAGUAGCGUUGCCAGAUGGAUCCACAGUGACAGUCAGGGUUAAAAAGAACAGUACUACAGACCACGUUUAUCAGGCCAUUGCAGCAAAAGUUGGCAUGGACAGUACAACCGUGAAUUAUUUUGCCUUAUUCGAAGUGAUCAAUCAUUCCUUUGUACGUAAGCUGGCACCCAACGAAUUUCCUCAUAAACUCUACGUCCAGAAUUACACAUCCGCUGUGCCGGGCACCUGCCUGACCAUUCGAAAAUGGCUUUUCACCACGGAAGAGGAGAUUCUCCUGAAUGACAACGACCUCGCCGUCACCUAUUUCUUUCAUCAGGCUGUGGAUGACGUGAAGAAAGGCUACAUCAAAGCUGAAGAGAAGUCUUACCAGUUACAGAAGCUGUACGAACAAAGGAAAAUGGUUAUGUACCUCAACAUGCUGAGGACCUGCGAGGGCUACAACGAGAUCAACUUCCCACACUGUGCCUGUGACUCCAGGAGGAAGGGCCACGUCAUCACAGCCAUCAGCAUCACGCACUUUAAACUCCAUGCUUGUACCGAGGAAGGCCAGCUGGAGAACCAGGUCAUAGCGUUCGAAUGGGACGAAAUGCAGCGGUGGGACACGGACGAGGAGGGCAUGGCCUUCUGCUUCGAGUACGCGCGAGGAGAGAAGAAGCCACGAUGGGUCAAAAUCUUCACCCCAUACUUCAAUUAUAUGCACGAGUGUUUCGAGCGAGUGUUCUGCGAGCUCAAGUGGAGAAAAGAGAACAUUUUCCAGAUGGCGAGGUCACAGCAGAGGGACCUGGCCACCUAGCCUCUCCUGCCCCUCCCCUCCCCGCACCUUCUUCCCAUCGCCUUUUCGUCUCCCACGUCAGAUAGAGUAACCAUUAACACAGAAGAAGAGAAAAAGGAAAAGGUCGUCUUAUUCGAAAAAAAGUCCUCCACUAAAUAUUAUUAAUACUCCCUCUGAGUUUCCCAUGGCGGGAAUCGAGCUGGUAGACAACAACAGAUUGGUCAGCGCCAGGAGUCAACCGAGUCGAGACCGGAAAAGGAAGAAGCAAAAGCCCGACCCACUCGCCAAAGGUAUCUUUGUCCUUUCGCCUGGACCUCAUCCCAACGGACGCUCCUUGUACUAGAUUUUUAAAACUGGAACUAUGAACUCCAUCCAUUUGCACUGUUCGGACAUAUAUAUGUAUGUAUGUAAAAAUUAUAUAUACGCUAAUUAGCUGCACGUAUAUACA